AUGUCGCCAAUACCGACGGCGAGGCACCGCACGAAACCAUCGCCUCUCCCGUUAUUUGUCGAAUGGCUGCGUUGGCCGUACGCCUCCGAGCUGCCUGGAUCGCACACGGUGGCGAUCGCGGCGGUAGACGAGGCUGGCAACGUGGACCCCGAGCCGGCGGUGUGGACGUGGUCCGUAGACGCGCGGCCAAGGACGUCCCUCACCAGCGCCCCACAGGCGGUGACGGCCGUGGACACGGCUUUUUUCUCGUUCGCGUGCGCGCUCCCGGAGUCGGAGGCGACGCCUUCCCCCUCCUCGGGAGUAAACCCCCUCUCGAGCAGCGACAACGAGGAUAGCAUCCGAAGCGCUACUAGCGGCGGCGAGAACGGCGACGAUGAAACCGUCCUUGAGAUAGCGCCCGCACCAGCAGCCGAUGACGACGAAGCAGAGGCAGAGGUGGACGAAAACAACGAGACCGCGGUCGACGACGGCAGCGUGUGGGAGGUCCACGAGGGCGGGGCGUGUGUCUUCUUCUUCUCGCUGGACGGCGGCAACUACUCGGCGGUGGAGCCGGCGGCUGCGGCGGCGGCAGCGGCGGCGGGGGAACCCUCGUCCAUGUCGUCGUCGUCGUCGUCGUCGUCAUCGUCGUCGGUGGUGCCGAGCAGUAACACGCUGCUGUUGACGGGGCUAGCCGACGGGGCGCACGAGCUUAGCACCGAGUGCGACCCUCAACCGUUAAGCCAUUCCUGGGAGACCGAUACGUUGCUGCCGGUGACGACCAUCCUCUCCUUCCCCGACAAGCUCAUGCCGUCGGUGUUCACCUUCGGGUCGAGCAAGCCCCUGUCGCGGUUCAUGUGCAAGGUGGACAGCGGCAUGUGGCGCCAGUGCGACGAGACCUCCCAAUUCCCCCUCAGCGACGGCCUCCACAGCGUCGUCGUCAUGGCCGUAGAUCCCACCGGCCGCUCGGACCCGAACCCCAUCACCUACAACUGGGAGGUGAGCAUGCUGGAAACGGUCGUGGAGUUCUGCCCGCCGAGCCACCUGCCGUUCCAGGAGGCGGAGACGCAGCAGGUCCUCCUGGGCGCGUCGUACGACGGGGUGGCCUGCGCUCCGGCCAUGUCUUGCCAGAUACGCUACGUCCUCCAGUGGGAGGCCCCCGUGCCGGCGUCCUCGGCUGCGGACUGCGUCGCGCCUCCGUCCCCGGCCCCGACCGCCGCCCCGGUGCCCACGUGGUCCUUGUCGCCGACACGGGAGGGCGUGGAUAAUGACGACAAGGCUGGCGGCGGCGGCGGCGGCGGGAGUGGCGCAUCGAGUAGCGGGGGGGAGACUCGUGGUGGCGACGGUGAUGAUGGUGGCGACGGGAGCGGCCUCGCGACCCCGGGCGAGACCGGGGGGGGUACCGACGACGACGGCGGCGGGGGCAGUGAUGGCGGCGGGCCCGCCCCCGGGCAGAACUACCUCUCCCGGUCGGUGGUGCUGUGCGCGGAGGCUUGGGCUAACUGCUCGACGUUGGCGGCGAACACUAGCUACAGCUACCAGCAGCCGGCUUCCACGGCUUCCGGCGAGGGCGGGUGCACUAAGCUCGAGACUCUCCAAGGACAGAUGGGGCACAGCCACGGCACCCUGGUGAUGCAAAACCUGGGCGUGGGGGACUACAAGCUCGCGCUCGAGGCGUUCAACGUUUUCGGGGUGGUCGACCGCAGCCCCGUCGUGUGCCCCUUCCGGGUGCUGGCGGAGGGGGAAUCCAUCAAUCAGACGCAGGGAGGCGAAGCAAUUGGAAGACAGGCGUUCUGGUGGAAGGCGAAGACCUUCAAGCAGAUGCAGGUGUUGCUGACUGAUCUGAUUAACCAAACACCCGUACCCCUCCCCGGCUUUCCACGUGACACCAACCCCAAUUCCCAACGCCAAAAGAUCGUCAUGGUGCGCACGCCUGCCAAGGUGCUCAACCGCCCGGAACAGGCGCCGUUUCUGUUCGAGUUCGAGGUGGAAGACGUCCUUGCUGCUGACGAUAUUUCUGCGAACACGUGGACAUCGUCGUCAUCAUCAUCAUCCGCCGCCACCGCCAACGCCAACCACACGGAGUCGGCAGCAGCCGACUCUUCCGCGACCCCCUCCUCCUCUUCCUCUGCCGCUGACGCGGCGGCCAGGCUGUCGUAUCUCCUCUCGGGCCCCGGGGCCGGCGACGCGUGGGAGGCCGUGCCGGCGGUGCCGAGGGCCGAGUGGGAUGCUCUCCUGCUGCUGGCCGGAGACAACAACGGCACCUCGUCCAUCUCUUCUCCUUCUGCUUCUUCGUCUUCUUCCUCUUCCGCCAAACGUGGUAGCGAUAACGGGGGGUUCGUGUGGGGGCUGGAGCUGGAGGGGUUGGAAGAUGGAGAGUACCGCCUGCAGGUGCGAGACGAAGUCCUCGGAGACACGGCGGAGUACACGUGGAGGGUGGACAUGUCGGUGCCCGAGCUUUCCCUCGACGCCAUGCCCCAGAACCCAUCACACAGCGCGGAGGCAAUCUUCGUGCUGCGAUGCUCGAAGCUGUCGUGCGGCCUGGAGUACCAGCUCAACGACGACGGCGUGUGGCGCCUGUGGGUCGCCGCCGCGGCGGACGUGGAGCACACCCACAGCUCCAGGGCCCCCACCCCCGCCCCCGCGGUUGCCCACAUGUUGGGGUCGGGGUCGGACGACGAGGGAGGAGGAGCAGGUGCGGACAGCGGCGACGGAGGGUCCGAUGCGGCGGGUGAUGACGAGGGGGACGGCGGAGAGGAACCGGCAGAGGACGUGGAGGAGGAGGAGGAGGAGGAGAAUGACACGGUGUUUGUUGGGAUCACUGCGCAGCAGGUAUCCAGCCACGAGCUAUCGUUCCGCGUCAACGUCACCGUCCCGGAGUCCGGCAACUACUCGCUCGCCGCUCGCCCCUCCUCCUCCGCGGCCGUCUUCGCUCCCGGCGCCAUAAUCGGCUCCGUCCCCGGUGGCGUCGACGAUGACGACGGCAACGGUAACGGUAACGGUAACGGUCGUCGCCGCCGUCUAGACUUUGGCACGUCCUCCUCCUCUUCCUCGUCGUCUGAUGCCGGUGUUGAUAGCGACACGGUCAAGGUCGAUUGGGAGGUUGACCUCACGAGGCCGGAGACACGGGUGGUGAGCCGGCCGAGCCCCGUGAUGACCACGGGGGUGGCCGCGUUCCAGUUCGCGUGCUCCCUUGCCGGGGAGGAGCCGUCGCACGGGUGCUUCUACCAGUACCAGAUGAUGGUCGUGAACUCGGAGACGGACUGGGACAGGCUGGAGUGGCUACCGACGGCGGACUCGGUGACGCUGUACGAGAUAGGGGAGGGCGUGAACAGGAUUCGGGUGCGGGCGCACGACUCUGAGACGGAGCUGUACGACCUUGCGCCGGCGGAGGUUGUUUGGGUGCGGGACGCUACGCCGCCCCAGGUGGAGUGGCUGUGGACACCGGAGGAGGUGUCCCAUCUGUCGAACGCUCUGUUCGAGUUCACGUGCCUCGGAGAGCUUCCCCUGCCGGCGACCGUCUUCGGAGACGAGGCGGACCCCGAGGAACCGGUCGACAUGGGCCAACGGGAGCAGGAGGGCCAAGCCGGCUCCUCCUCCUCCUCCUCCUCGUCAUCUCCUUGGUUGCGCUCAUCACCAUCAUCAUCAUCGGGCAGCGGCACGCAAUCUGAAGCCGUGGCCAUCAGGGACGACGACGAUGCCUCGGCGGUUGGGGCCGCCGCCAUCGCCGCCGCCUACCCCACGGCGUUCCCCCGCGUGCUGCCCAGCGGGUGCGCGUUCGAGGCGAGCCUGGACGGGGCGGAUUUCGAGGCCGUGCCCAACACCGUGGUACUGUCGGGACUGUCGAACGGCGACCACCGCUUUUCCGUCAGGGCCAGCGACCUUGCGGGCAACGUGGCAGCUACUUCAUACUUCGACUGGACCGUUGACACCAACGUCCCAGACACGGUGGUCGUGGCGUGCCCGUCGAGCGUGGCUUCCUCGCCUCUGGCCACCUUCAAGAUCCUCGACACCGUGGGGGCGGAGCAGGACGAGGGGCACUUCGAAUACAGACUGGACCCCUUGGACGACGACACCGCUUGGACCACCACGUCUAACACCACCCUCGAGUUCAUGGGGCUGCAAGACGGCACGCACGCGCUGACGGUGAGGGCUCGGGAGACCCUGGCGGAAGGAGGGAGCAGCGACCAGGUGCCGGAGGUGGUGACCUGGGAGGUGGACACGGAGUGCCCGGACACGACCUUCGUCGUCCUGCCGGAGGUCGUGACCCACCUCACCAGCACGGUCCUCGUGGUGGAGGGGGGUCCGGACGCGGCCUCCUUCGAGUACACCCUCGACCCCAUCGAGACCAACGCCGAUAACAACGACGACGACGACGAUGAUGAUGACGAUGCCGAGGAGGCCGGCAGCAGCGGUGGGACGGCGGCGAGCCGUGAUUCUUCUUCUGGGUCGUCGUCGUCGUCGACGUCGACGUCAUCGACGACGACUUCGGGCGGGGAGGGGAAGGGGGAGGAGGCUGGGGUGGUGUGGGAGCAGGGAGAUAGCUCGGGUGUGAUUCAUCUCUACGACUUGGAGGAGGGGCGGCACGAGAUCAGGGUGAGGGCUGUGGAUUCGGCGGGCAAUGCGGACCCUUCCCCCGCGACGUACAGCUGGAUCGUCGACAGAGCGGAUGUGUACGGGCACCCGAGCAUGGUCACAGACGUCGUGGCGGAGGGCGGCAACAAGCAGGCGUUCGUGCAGUGGUCCGCCGCUGCAGACGACGGCGGCGGAGACCUGACCAAGUACGUCGUCAUCGCCUCCACCGCUUACGCCGACAUCAACGUCGAGGCCAUCACGUAUUCGGGCAGCGACUGCUCCGUGGUGGCGUCCGGCACGUCACCCGUCCUCGGCGCCUACCCCGGUUCUUGGGGGGAGUGCGACAUGAAGUGCGGCGGAGGAGUGAGGCGCCGCAAGGUGCAGUGCCUGGAGUUCCUCGACGGCAUCCCCCUGAUGCCCUUGGCCAACGACACGAGCUGCUGGGAGGAGCUGGGGGAGACCCCGGAGAGCCGCCUGGCAAUGACGGAGAGGUCGUGCCGAAACGUGGCAUGCCUCGCCAUGUUCCUCGAUGUGACGAUGAGGCUCCGAGCCUUCUACGAUGACGCUUGCUUUACCGUAGCGGCACAGGACGCCUUCCUCUCGGGCUUCGCGGCGGAGGUGGCCCACGCCCUCAACAUCAAGGUCGAGCUCGUGAUCGACCUCAACGCCUUCCACACCGACAAGCACAACGAGAUGGAGGUGAGGUUCAUCAUCGCUCCCGGGCAGACUGGCGCUGAUCAGCCCAUCGAGAACCUUCGGGAGCAGCUUCUUCUACAGGCGGCUUCGGAGACGAGCUCGUUCCGGUCGCACGGCACGUGGACUCGCAAGCUCAUCCCGGAGUCGGUGGAGGUGUCCCAGGGCACGUACGAGCUUCCCUCUCUCAAUGUGUCCGGCAUCGCGUCCGACCUGGUGAUGAUCCUCAUGGGGGUGGGCACCUCGUGCUUGGCCGUGGCGGUGUAUGGGGCCUGCUCUUCCCGGAAGAGCAAGAAGUGGGAGACCGUCUACGACGGGGAGUACGGCGACGACGACAGCACGGAAACACCCCCCAGCCGCGAAGGAAGGCGCGGCAGCGGCCGCCGCAGGUUCGACGGCAACACCGGCGGCAAUCGGUUGGACGUCGACGGCAACGGCGCAGCCGGUGGAACCGGAGGAGGAGGAGGCGGUGGCGGCGGCGAUGGCGACGGCAGGGGUUGCGUCCGCCGACACCGGCGGUGGUUCGAGCUCGACGACUCGGAAGACUACGACAGCGAGGACGAGGACGACGAGGAGUGGGACGACGAAGACGAGACCAGCCCGUUCUUCGGCAGGUGCGCCCUCCGCUCUCUGCUCUGCCGCGACGACAAGAGCGAAGGCGACGAGGAGGCUCCGGCUUCGUGUCAACGGGGGGGGUCGGCAGAUUGUGGCGGCGACGGGGACGGGGACGGGGCAAAGGCGGGUGGCGACUGCGGUUGCACGUGCGAGUACGGACGGUCCAGCGGUAGGCAAGGGGGAGGAGGAGUGGAAGCGGGGACUACCGGCCGCGGGAGCGGCGGUGGGUGCACCAGCGGGCGGUGCUGCACCUGCCGGAACGACGAUGACGGGCUCGAGCUGACGCGAGGCCCCGCCAUCGACCUAUCCAGCGUCGAUCUCGACAAGCUCCCGCUGCCACUCACCGGCAGGAGCAAGCCAAUGCCCCCGCUCUCCGGGGAAGCGGUCUUGUACCGGAGGCGAGGGUGGGGUUUCGACGGCGGAGGCGGGAGCGGUAGCGGUAGCGGUAGCGGUCGAGGCCGCUGCGGCGGUUGCGUUUCAUCGGGCGCCGACGAGGAAGACGGCGGCGGCGGCACCGUGGUCCGAGCGAGAGGCAUGGGCGGGGGUAGGGGGAGCGGCGGUGCCGGCGUCCGGGACGGUCAUAGCUCGGACGGGUUACUGGGGAUCCAGCGGCCUGGCCGACAAGCGCUAGUGUAGUGAGGACGAAACAUCGUGUUUUU
Molecule: messenger RNA, 6518 nt
Organism: Ectocarpus sp. CCAP 1310/34
Lineage: Eukaryota; Phaeophyceae; Ectocarpales; Ectocarpaceae
Source: the annotation of a GenBank genome assembly